CGCUGUUCAGUGUACAACCGAGCGCCGCAACAGUUGCGCGCGCGCACGACCGCCCGACAGCCCAUACGAGUCGCCCGCAGUGCGAUCGCCGCGGAACACCGAACAGUGAUGAUACGUCUAGCGCGUAAACAUGAGCGCUUGACGCAUUGGAAAGUCUAAUCGUGAUGCAGUCCAGCCGCAAGCAUUGACACUCGCAGACGGAGCGGCGCCGUCGCCAAUGGACCCGACCCCCCGCGCCCGGAUCUCGCCGGUGUCCAAGGAGAUAACGUGAUGUGACAACGAUACGUGUCCGAGUGUCAGUGGAAUAGUUUUGUGAAAGUGUGCAGCGGCCGCGCGGGCCAGCCCGCCCCGUCACCAUGUUGAACUGCACCGACCUGGAGUGCAUCCUGCACCACCACCACUACUACGCUCAUCUGCAUCACAUACACCACCUGCAAAAUGCGCAGGAAUCAGCAAUGUCGGCCGAUGGGUCGACGACAGAUAUCAAUGGGCUGCUCAACGACACCGAAUCGGAUCUCACCGGGCUAUCGCAUGUCGAUGCCCCGAAUGAUGCGAAUUACAUGAUAUGCGGCGUGGUGAUUGCCAUGGCCCUUGUGGGCCUUAUUAUAGUGCUGCUGGCACUAACGAUAAAUCUAUCUUUCCAGGACAACUUGAUGCAGCCAGUCGGCAAUGAGCGGGCGAGUUUCCGCAGUCUUCGCAAGAAUAUUGGCGGCCGCUGGAAGCGGCUCGUGAAAAAGAAGCCCGAACAGGAGGUGUAUACGAUCCCUCCCGAGCUCAAGCCCCAGCUGAAGCAGAUAUACGUCUACUAGCCGCUGCUACUAGACGCCUGCACCACCUAAAGUCUCUAGAACAACCUCUAGAGCGACAAGCGCAAUUUAUAUAGCGCGAAGGCAGAAAUCUUCAACGCAGAAAUGACCGCAACCAUCGACUAAUGGUUGUAAUUACAAAUCCAUAUCAUGCCUCGAAUAUCAAAAUUUCUUAAAACACCGCAGUGCCUCUUCGCCCAUAUCUUUGGACAUAUCGUUUUCAUCGAUUUAUUCUUAUGACCAAUAUCAUUUUAUAUCUUUUCUCAUUCAGCACUCUAUUGUGAUUUUUAAAAACUAGAUUUGUAUUAAUAAGUAUUAGAAAACUGAUGUCUGUGUGUUGUUCCGUUGCUGAAGAAUUUGUUUGUAAAAAGAAUGAGUGAUAGUCAAUGAAUUUAGUUUAAUUAAUUUAAAGUAAUGAAUGAACUUAGGAAAAUGCGGUCGCGCAUACUAGUGACGAAAAUCCAAUAAUAUUUGUAAAGAUUGAUUGACGAAGAUGCCUCGUUGAAUGUAAUUCUUUUGACUAAUUAGGGCAUUUUGUAGAUCAUUAACUUAUUGUAGACGUGAGCGUAUAUUUAGGUGAGCGUCGAUCAAAUUGUGAAGCUAUAUGCUAUACGAAUGUGUACUGAUGUUUGAGAAUUACAAUGGGCAUAUAUGUAAGUGUAUAUACCAUAUCGUUCGAUGCAGUAUUUUUAUAUCAUUCGUUUAUGUUGUGAGUGAGACUGAAUUAUGGUACAAUUUAAAUGUAACUUUGAAAAUGAAAUUAUUUUCCGAUGUUGUUGAAUGUUUUCAUAUCGAGAGUAGUCAAGAAUCGAUUCCACAGCAAAGAAUGUGAUCUAACAUUGUAAAGUUAUAUUACACGCAUGCUAUUGUAGAGUAAUUAUUGAUUUUCGCCCGGUCUUUGCCUACUGUGAUAUCAAAAUAAAUUAAAAACAAAUGAAACAUGAA
Messenger RNA from Papilio polytes (common Mormon), 1751 nucleotides. RefSeq lists its product as uncharacterized. The record is from RefSeq and is a predicted model, not a curated record. Lineage: Eukaryota; Metazoa; Arthropoda; Insecta; Lepidoptera; Papilionidae. The transcript is spliced from 5 exons. Bases 357 to 809 code for a protein of 150 amino acids.